CCAUUUUCGAGUUACCGUAUUCCGGCAAGAUUCUAACAUUUAGUUUGUACUCGAUGCGGGCAUGUCAACAUCCGGUUUCGCCAAAAUGACUUUCGAAAGUCUCAAAGUGCCACAAUUAAAGCGUUUUUUACAGAAUCGCGGAGUUACAUGUCACUUUUACAGAAGAGAUCACCUUUUAAAGCUGUGCAAACUUGCUGAGGAAUUAAAAUUGGAAGUUUUAAACGACGAAUUAGACGAGUUGCAAAGUGGAAGUACUGAGAAGGAUAUUUUGCCAAUAGGAGAUGUUACAAAGUGGUCAGUAAAUUUGGCAACAUUACCAUCAGUUGAGUCAUGUGACGUCAUGGUGUAUCUCUUGAAUGAUUGCGGUUGGGAAGCUUCACGAUUAACAUCCUACAGAAAGGAUAAUGGUUACAAGUUACACAGAGACAACCACAUCAGUGAUGUAACUAUUGCGGAGGUAUCAGAUUCUUCACCAUACUUUUAUGUGAAGGCAUGCUGUGUACCAGAAACAAGGCAGACUGAGGCCCCAUAUGUCACUUGGGUACUCUUGAGAACUAACGGACAGAUAUUUGGUGGUGGUUGUUCUUGUGUUGUAGGUAAUGGGACAUGUAAACACUGUGUUGCCCUAUUGUUCUCCCUGGUGAGCUUUAGUGAUAGGCACAAGGAUCGCUAUUCGGAGGCAUGUACUGACACUGUGUGUAUGUGGGACAAGCCGAAGAAGACAUCUGAGCCAAUGGAGAUAGACAACAUUGAUUUGCAGAAAAAUACAACCACUGACAAAAAAGUUAUGCCAACUCCCAAAAAUUACUCCCCUUGUGGUGAAAUCAAUUUAAGGGAGGUUGAGAAAAAUGUAUUUACUCUGUUUAAAUCAAGCAACUCAUUACUUUUACAAGUUUUAGAUCCUCCAAGUGAUGACAGCUCUUCUGAUGAAAUGGAUAUUCCUACACUAAAAACUGCUUUACAAACACUGUCACUUAAAUGUUCCAUUUUAGAACAUUUAAAAAUGAUUUACACAUCAGAUGUUGUACUAGAAAUAGAAAAGAUUACUAGAGGUCAGUCCGACAACACUGCCUGGUUCGAACAUAGAUAUGGCAGGAUUACAGCAUCACUUUUUCCUUCUGUCAUGCAUUUUAAAUUUACCGACAAUCCUGAAAAUUAUAUCUUGAAGAAAAUACUUAGCUCUUCUGUAGAUAGUUCUCAUUCUCUUGUACCUUCCCUUGCAUUUGGUAAAAAGUAUGAACCUGUAGCCAGACAACAGUACUUUGAAAAACACAAAAAAUCACACAAGAAUUUAAAAGUAGAUCAAUGUGGUUUGUUUGUUAGUGAACAAUAUCCUUUUAUGGGAGCUUCACCAGAUGGAAGAGUUUCUUGCAAAUGUUGUGGAGUGGGGCUCCUUGAGGUUAAAUGUAGUUUUACAUAUCAAAAUGUCGAACCCUUAGAGGCCUGUAAAGAUGAUCAUUACCAUCUUUACAUUGAUGAAAACAAUGAUGUUCGGUUAAAGCAUACUUCACCAUGGUAUGUUCAAAUUCAGGGGCAAAUGGGAAUUUGCAAAUCCUUAUGGUGUGAUUUUGUUUUCUUUACAAGAAGGGGAAUACUUAUUGACAGAAUAAAUUUUGAUGGUGAUAUGUUUUUUGACAUUGUUCAGAAAUGCAACAAAUUUUUUGAUAAAUACGUUGUAAACUCACUGUUGCAUUAAAUGUAACUUCCUGAUUGUAGUCAAUCAUUUGAUCAACUCUCAUAAAGUUCAAUUCAUAAUGUUUUAUGUACCAAUUUGCAUAAAAACACUAAGGUCAUGUUUAUUGAAAAUAUGUUAUAUUUAUUGUUCUUUUAAGCAAAUUUUUAUGGUGUUUGGCUGUUUUCAUUUGUCUAUACAAUCAAUUUCUGGCCAAUGAGAUUUCGUUAGAAAAAAUAAAAACAAUGUGUAACAUUC
Molecule: messenger RNA, 1930 nt
Organism: Magallana angulata
Lineage: Eukaryota; Metazoa; Mollusca; Bivalvia; Ostreida; Ostreidae
Exons: 3
Coding region: 62-1696 (544 amino acids)
Molecular function (GO): zinc ion binding
Source: RefSeq, a predicted model, not a curated record